AUGGGCGAGCGGUAUCAGUCUCUGCUGCAUCCGGAGCUAUUGGUCAGCUCGUUGGUCAGUUUGCAAAGACCGCAGGUUGUUACAUUGUUGGGAGUGCAGGGUGCAAAGAAUUUGAUGGUUCAGUUAUUGGUCAGCUCGUUGGUCGAUUUCCUGAAGAACAAAUUGGGGUUUGACGAAGCAUUCAACUACAAAGAAGAGCAAGACUAUGAUGCAGCGUUGAAGAGGUACUUCCCCGAUGGCAUAGACAUCUACUUUGACAACGUGGGAGGAAAGAUGCUCGAAGCGGUGCUAAACCACAUGAGACUCCACGGCCGUGUUGCUGUUUGUGGGAUGAUCUCCCAAUACAGCCUUGAGCAGCUCGAAGGCGUCCACAACUUGCUUAACCUAUUGACAAAACGGAUCCAUAUGGAAGGAUUUAUCAUUUCCGACCAAUACCAUAUCUACCCGAAGUUCCGGAAGAUGGUUGUGCUCUAA
Messenger RNA from Salvia splendens (bonfire salvia), 474 nucleotides. Its product is annotated as (+)-pulegone reductase. NCBI's taxonomy places the organism in Eukaryota, Viridiplantae, Streptophyta, Magnoliopsida, Lamiales, Lamiaceae. The coding region runs from base 1 to 474 and encodes 157 amino acids. The record is from RefSeq and is a predicted model, not a curated record. The transcript has 3 exons. Gene Ontology annotation, molecular function: 2-alkenal reductase [NAD(P)H] activity.